This is a messenger RNA of Photinus pyralis (common eastern firefly), 1713 nucleotides long. It is a transcript of the gene Pho, whose product is annotated as transcriptional repressor protein YY1-like. Lineage: Eukaryota; Metazoa; Arthropoda; Insecta; Coleoptera; Lampyridae. Gene Ontology annotation, cellular component: PcG protein complex; transcription regulator complex. The coding region runs from base 131 to 1231 and encodes 366 amino acids. The record is from RefSeq and is a predicted model, not a curated record. The transcript has 5 exons. Gene Ontology annotation, molecular function: DNA-binding transcription factor activity, RNA polymerase II-specific; RNA polymerase II cis-regulatory region sequence-specific DNA binding. Gene Ontology annotation, biological process: regulation of transcription by RNA polymerase II.
UACAAUUUUAGUCUGCUGACGCAAGUGAACGACGAAGUGAUACCUCCGCCAUUUGUAGUUAUCAGCGGACAUUUUUCACCGCCAUAUUGCGCGACCAUCUUUUAUAAACAAUAAAUUUAACCCUAAAAUAAUGGCGGACCAAACAAUAAUGUGCGAAGUGGAAAUACAACCCGACAUUCAAGAGUGCGUUGAAAUCGAAGCAAUACCAGUGGAUAUGCCCGACACUGUCGAAACUAUAGUUGAAUGCGGCGAGCCGAUGAUUCCGAUGCAAUCCCUAGAAGGCCGAGACAUUAUCCUGGAGCCGCAGGAAGAAAUAAUCGACGAAUCUGGCGAUCCCCUUAACCUUUACGACGUGCCUAUUCCCGACACAACCGAAAUUUACGUAGAGACUUCGCCCGGUCCUUCCGUUAAACGCAAGAAGCCAAACACAUUAAAAACUCGCAGUCUUCUAAUCAAAAACGAGGCGAUGCUAUGCGGUGAAAUGCCGAUGGAAAAUAAGCCCCGAAAAUGGGAACAGAAGCAAGUGCAAAUUAAAACCAUGGAGGGUGAAUUUUCGGUGACGAUGUGGGCGUCGGGUGCAAGCGAUGAUGAAGGUUCGAAUCCGGAACCGGACCCCGACUACACCGAGUACAUGACCGGCAAGAAAAUCCCAGCCGACGGCAUACCCGGCCUGGACCUCUCCGAUCCGAAACAGCUCGCCGAAUUCGCACGGCCGGGCCUGAAGAGUCCUCGGGUUCGACGUCCGAAUCAGGAUUCGGUCGACAGGACGAUCGCGUGCCCGCACAAGGGCUGCACGAAGAUGUUUCGCGAUAAUUCGGCGAUGCGCAAGCACCUGCACACGCACGGGCCGCGAGUGCACGUCUGCGCCGAAUGCGGAAAGGCCUUCGUCGAGUCGAGCAAAUUGAAACGACAUCAGCUCGUUCAUACGGGCGAGAAGCCCUUUCAGUGCACGUUCGAAGGAUGCGGCAAGCGGUUUAGUCUCGAUUUUAAUUUACGAACACAUGUCCGCAUUCACACAGGCGACCGGCCUUACGUCUGUCCGUUCGACGGAUGCAACAAGAAAUUCGCCCAAUCCACAAAUCUCAAGAGUCACAUAUUAACACACGCAAAGGCCAAAUCCAGAAACUCGAUGGGCCGUUCCAACAGCAACACAAUGCAAAUGCUUCAGCCGCAGUUCGUGCAGGUCGAGGUCGCGGACGUCGAUCAACCCUACAUCGUGUACGCCGAUUAAUUUUAUUCAGAUCAGUGACGACAGUGCUGUUAAACGAAGAGACUGUAUUGCAAUUCUGGAGAACUGAAAUAGUCAACCAAAUACAUAAUCGUUCGCGAUCGGAGAGUUCCCACACAAAAAAAAAAGGGGGUGGGGGGAACUUUGUUCAUUUUUAUAUGUCGCGGAACUGUUUUUAAACAUAUUUAUUGGACGUAGUGAUUUUUUUUUUAAAUUGUAUUUAGGGUUAAGUACAAAACUCAUUUUUUUAAGGAUUUCCAAGUGAAAAAUGUGAUUUUUUUUUGUUUUUAGUUGGUACCUUUGUAAUCCGUUUUAUUUUUUUUUGUUAAAGAAAGAAAGAUAGAACUAAAUUGAUAGUAUUAUUGAUAAUAAAAUUAGUUCUUUCGUCUUUUGCCAUCGUGAUAACUGAUAACUAAGCACUUAUUGUAAAAACAUGAACCACAUUUUCCUAAUGUACAUAAAAUAAAUAAUUUUUCAGUAUAAAA